AAGGGGGUCAUCCCAGGGCUUCCCUGACCAUGCAGUUUCUUGCUACCAUUGUUACGGGUCCCCAACAUUCCAUCUUUGGGGCCUACUCAAUCCCUCCCUUCAGGUUCCAGCCUCGCAAUAGGAGCAUGGACUGGAGGCGCAUGAGUGUCCUAGAUGUGAACCGUGUGAUACAAGAGCUGGAUGUGGCCACCCUGCAGGAGAACCUCACUGACAUCACCUUCUGCACCUUGGACGGGGAGGUAUAUAGCCACUGUUCACAGCCUUUGGACCAGGCACUGGUCAAUGUGCUGCGCCUAGCACAGCUCACCAUCGAGUACCUGAUGCACUUCCAAGACUUCCUAAUGACCAGAGUUACCCUGUUGCAGCUGUACCUGCAAGCCAGCCUGAGGCAGCAGUCACAGAGUCAGCAGGAGCUGGACUCCCAGGCUGAAGAGCUCAGGCGUUUGCGAGAGGAAACGCACCAGCAACUGCCAGAUGAUCAAAGACUUGCAGCAGCUUCUCCAAUGGUCAGGUGGCCAGAGCUACUAUAUGUGCCAUCUGUGUGAGAAGACCUUCCUGAGUGCCUCCUACCUCUCGAGCCACCUGCAUCGCUGGCAUGAGGGCACAGCACAGGCGGUGAGUCCUGGUGGCCCUCCUCGGUCUGUGGAAGGACCUUGACUGGAAUUCAGUGGGUGGCGGCACAUACAUCACCUAAACAUUCCCUCGGAACCUCAUCAUACACUGGAGGAUGGGAUUAUCCCACCAUCCAUCCUGGAGAUCCUACUUGGGGCUGGGAAGGGUUGCAUCUGACCAUGUGUGUAGAGCUAAAGAGCUGGGAGUCACACAGGUAGGUUCCAGUCUUAGUUUUGUCCCCUUCAGUUCUGUGACUAUGGUCAGUGCUUCCCUCCUGAAUCUCAGUGGCUUUCACUAUGAAUGGGGCAGUCAGACUGAGUGA
This is a messenger RNA of Phyllostomus discolor (pale spear-nosed bat), 934 nucleotides long. RefSeq names its product zinc finger protein DZIP1L-like. The coding region runs from base 30 to 545 and encodes 171 amino acids. The record is from RefSeq and is a predicted model, not a curated record. Lineage: Eukaryota; Metazoa; Chordata; Mammalia; Chiroptera; Phyllostomidae. Gene Ontology annotation, biological process: cilium assembly. The transcript is spliced from 2 exons. Gene Ontology annotation, cellular component: ciliary basal body; cytoplasm.